This is a messenger RNA of Botrytis deweyae, 444 nucleotides long. RefSeq lists its product as uncharacterized. NCBI's taxonomy places the organism in Eukaryota, Fungi, Ascomycota, Leotiomycetes, Helotiales, Sclerotiniaceae. The record is from RefSeq and is a predicted model, not a curated record. The transcript is spliced from 2 exons. Bases 1 to 444 code for a protein of 147 amino acids.
AUGCCAACAGCUUUCACAUUCAUCGAGAAACCCAGAAAACCCAACCAACCAGACCAACAAUCAUCAGCAAACUCCAAUCAAACACCAAGAAUGUGCAACCCGGUCAUCUACCUCUGCCAACACCUUCCCACCGCCCUAAAUCCUACUCCCUGGCUCAGCUGUCCCACCCAUCCCACCCAAUACCACCGCAACAGAAUCAUCCCGAUGAGUUUCGCAUGCAAGCCCGCGCCAGGAACCAUCGUUAUGCGACGUCCACCCGUUCAGAUGUUUUGUCAACGCUGUUGUGAUAAGUGGAGAUUGGGAGGAUUGUAUGAGCAAGAAGCGACGGAAAGUAUUGCGAGAGUGGAUAGAGCGUUAGCGGGAACGGAAUUUCGGUUGACGAGAGAGGAUAUUCAGGAGGGCCUGAGGAAGGCAGAUGAGUUGUUUAGAUGUGAGGGAUUUUAA